AUGUUUUUUGCUGGCGACCAGAGGCAGGCGGCGGUGGCGGCACCGCGGCGUUUGGUCGACGAGAGGUUCGAUUAUAGCCGCGGAUUGCCGGUUCCAGACCUGCUCUUGGUACUGGUUUUACCGUUACUACGUCGCUAAGUCAGUAAGGGAUAAGUGUAGGUGGCGCAAAGUCGGGUUUUAAAUGCCUUUAGAUCGAUCGGAUCGAAGGAGUGGGUAGGCCGCGGGGGGUCGGAGAGAAGCCUCGAACUGGACUGAGACGGUUGCCGGGCGCAGUAGCCGUCUGAGCCGGCCGUGGUCUGCAGGAAAUAGGGGUAAUAAUCAACCAGUGGAUCUCUAAUCGUGCGUGAUUUUCUCCCUAAAAAGAUCUCCAAGUUUAAAUGAUGUUGUACUGUUUAUAUCUGAGCACAUUUUUUGGUGGGUGGGAGAUUUUGAAUGAAGCUUUUUGAUUUUUAUCCCUCCGGUAGUAGUCAGCUUGAUGGACUUCCUGAAGGUCUACCUUAACUCGGGUUUGACGUGGCAACGCUGUUGCCCUUCCUGGGUAUUAAUCCUAAAUCAGUUUGCCAUCUCCCAUUUUCUGGGAAUUUCUUCCGUGGGGCCCCAUGAUGACCUUUGAGAGGUGUCUGUGCUUUUGGACUUGUCACUGGGGUAACCUAACUUCCCUUGCAAACGUGUUGAAAUUGUUAUCUGAAUAUGAGUUUGUGAAAUCCAGUCUGCCCUUUUGUGAGACAGAUUGAUCGGACUGAACAAAGUUGUCCUGGGGUUCCAGUUUUUAAAAAGAAUAUAGUUAUGCUCAGCUCCACAGUGCUGAAUUUUAAAAAUAUUUUUGGCUUUCUGCCCUUCAACUUGGGCUGACUUGACAUUUUUCUAUUUGCACCCUGUUUUGAAUUAUGCAACCAAAGUUUUUGUUAGUUGAUAUUUAAAUUGUUUCUAUUGAAUUUUUCUUUUGCAGUCCUGCCUUGUAAAUUGCAUGGCGGAUGAUAUAUGAUGAGUGCAUCAUGAUUUACCUGGAGGGCAAAUAUGAAUGGAAUAUGAUUCAAAGUCUUGGAGAGGGGAGGAAAUAAUCAUUGUAGGUGGUUCAUCUGCUAAAUUAAGUGGAGUUGCUUACCAUGUCACAGAAUCUGAAUACCAUCUUUGUUGUGGCAUUAAUUUUUUUAAGACCUCUUCUGAUUGUUAACUUCAUUUCUUUCUGUGAAGAGGAGUCCUUAAACAGUGUUCUGCUGAUGGAAGCUCCCAUUGAUUAGUUUUUUAAAAAAAAAUGGGAACUCAUUCUUUGACUGAGAACAAGUGUGCUUUCCUCCAAGUUGUCACUGUAGAACUACCUGGAUGAGAUGACAUGGUUUUGCAAGUGCAGAGAAUACAUAACUGGUGCUGGGGGCAUCUUCUCAUUGCGUUUUACUAAAUUUGUAUUUUUCCCCAGGCUGUGUUUAAAUUUUGCAUGAUUGUUUGCAGAAACAGCAACACCAGUCUCGAUUUGUGAUUAAAUGUCCCUUUCUGUGUCAUCCCACUUUGUUAAUAUACCUUUGUCUGUGGGAACUCUACCAGCUGUAAAACAGAUGCAUUUUUAACAAAGGCUUAAGCAUGUGUUUGUACAGAGCUAAACCACUUUUGGUAUCAGACUUAAGUAAAGCGCAAUGAGGAAUAGAUGAACAUAAAUACCAGCAUGCAGAGCAGCAUUAUGCCUCUUAUGCGUAACGUUCUCAAAAUGGACAUUCUGAUCAAAUUGGUGUGUUUUUGUUCUCUGUGCUCCUACCCAGCCCUCAAGCUGGUAGUAGAGCUAGGUGAAGCUCUGUGACAGAGGUAUUCUUCUGGGAACCCUACUACAAGCAUGGUCUAUUUUCAGAAUGUCAAGUAAUUAACCAGAUGUUGCAUCUUUUGUAAAUACGUCUUGUAUUCAGAUGGAGACCAAGCCCACUGACUUCAAAGUUUGUAGUUAUCCCCAAAAUUCCAUCCCCCAAGGUCCCCCAUUGUAUGACUACUUCCGAGAUGUUUCAGUGUCGUGAGAUGCUGUGAAAAUGCAACACAUUAUUUUGUUGCUUUAGGUCCAUGUUAGUGACCUAUCAUUUCUGUGCUGUGUACAUCCCAGUAGUUGUUCUGACUGAUCAGCUUUCAGCAUUCAAAUCACACUUUAACUAAAUCUGUUCCAGAGUUGAAGAUUUUUUUAGGUUUCCAUUUGUUCUCUCUAGUGGAUACAGCUGCAGAAUUCUUAACCGUUUAAUAUGACUCAACCUAGCUGAAUCCCUCCUUUUAGACUCAGUUCGUCUGAAUUUGAAUCCCAGCUUGGAGUCAUGGUCAAGGUGCUCCUUCUGAAUGCAAUGGUAGCAACUCCUAAUUUUUAGCUGUAAUUUUACUAUGUUUGAAAACUAACUGGUUGCAGCUAACUCUGGGCAUUUGUUCUGAAAAUAUUGAACCUUCCUGAUUUUAAAGCUGCAGUAUCUCCUUUUGCACAUAUCUCGUUUCUCUGUCUAGUGAUCUGUUGAUGUUGAUCAUGAGCUAUGGUCACUCAGGAGAAUAUUUGAUCCUGUUAUCAAGUGGGUGAGUUGUGCUUCAAGCACCCAGUUUCUUGCAGAAAUGGUGCUUUGCGCAGAAACUUGUAGUACCUUCACUUGAAAAAGCUGCAGUGACUUCUCACAAGUCCAACUUUUGCAUGCUGAUGGCUACGUUGGGUGUUAUGAAUAAUCCUCUCUGGGUAAUCUGCAAGAUUUAAUUUUCUGCAAAAUAUUCUUCCUGUGGGUACUGAAUCCUAGCACGAUAUAUGCAGUGUCCAUUUUGAUUCACUUGCGUUAGCUGGCACUGCUUGAGCUUACCAACCUGUGAUCACGUUCAGAGGAGUUGUUCAGGCAGGAGCCGUAAAUAACCCCUACUGCAGGGCGUGUUAAGAAAUGUCUGUUUGCAAAUGGGGAUACUCCAGUGAAAAGGUGUUUUUUUAAUUGACGGAGGUUUGAGUGUCAAAGCAUGCAGGGAAUGCUGCUUACAAAUUUGGGGAGGUUGUUUGUGCUUUUCUUCAAUAGGUGCAGCUGUCCUGGAGAAGCAGAAUCGGAACCCGUGUGUGUGUUUUUUUAUUAAUUAAAUUAGCCAUUUUCACCACAAAACAAAUCCAUAAUCCAAGGCCAACCAAGGCUGCGGAAUUUCGUGGAAGAUUAUAGAAAAAAAAGUAGGAUGUUUCCCAUCUGCUGUAAAUGUAGCCGAUGCCUGGCUACGUUAUUAUGAACUUUAUCGGAGGAGUUGAUUUUUUAAUCCCUGGCUUCCUGCAGUUCAACAGAGAAGAAGAAAGACUCAUGCUAACACCUUCAAGUAGAGCAUUUCUAAGGCACUUUGUGCAUGCAGAUCCCAAAUAUUUCUAUGCAGUUUGUGAAGAUGGAGGUGAUGCUGAGCCAUUUAUAACUGAUGGAUUGAGUGUUGGUUGGCCUGCAGGGUCACGUUGACUGGAUGUCUGAAGAAACCCAACCAUAUUGCUGACCAUUCAAAGAUAAAGGGUGAAGAAGGUUCCAGAAGAUUAGCAUCCUGUCGUCUCGCCGAUACGGAUUAUCUUGCAUUGCAACUGAACAGAUAAGAGUGUGGACAAAGUAACAGUAAAAUCUUUUGUUUGUUUGGAAGGAGCUGUUAUAAUCCAGCCAUGACUCAACAAGGAGAUGAUUGCUACUUUUACUUCUAUUCUACGUGCACCAAGGGCGACAACUGUCUUUUUCGGCACUGUGAAGCAGCCCUUGGCAGUGAGACUGUUUGUACCCUAUGGCAGGAAGGUCGCUGUUUUCGGCAGGUCUGCAAGUUUCGUCACAUGGAGAUUGAAAAACGGCGGAGUGAGAUCCCAUGCUACUGGGAGAAGCAGCCCACUGGCUGUACGAAGUUGCACUGUGCUUUCCGUCACAGCAUGCCUCGCUUCGUUGAAGGAGUUUACUUCCCUGCUACGAAAGGUGUCCAAACCAAACAGGAGGUGUCUGAGGCAGCUGAUGAGCCCAAGUUACCACAGUUACCCGUAAACCAGCUGCAACAGCCCAAGAUUCCAAUUCCAUCUAAUCCAUCCCCUCAAGUUCGAGGGGUAAUGAAACUGGAGGCAUCAGAAAACGUUCCAAGCCCGACUCACCCUCCUGUGGUCAUCAAUGCUGCAGAUGAUGAUGAAGAUGAUGACGAUCAGUUUUCUGAAGGCGAGGAAAAUAAAAACAUGCCGCCCCCUACUGCAGAAGAACAGAAUGGCAUCCGUGUUACUUCUGACAAGAAACAGGCUGUCCAUGUUAAGAAAGAUUGCAAUUUGGAUUUUGGUAUAAAAACCCUAGAGCAAAUUAGACAGAAGAAAUUAAUGAAGGAGAAAGUGAAGAAAAUGGAUGAGCUCCCAAUAGAUCUGGCAACACAGACACAAAAGGUGGAGCCGAAUCGCGAAAACCUAGUCAUUGAAAAGGAAAAUGUCAGAACAGUUUUCCGAAAAGUAACCGUAUCUCCAAAGAAGUUAGGCAUUAGUGAAGGUGAAUUGCCUUUCAAACGUAGUCUUGUCGAAAGACUUGGCAAAAAGAAAGUGACGCCAAAGGAAUCCCCUGAGGAAUUGCCAGUCAAAGCUGAGAUUGAAACAACUUUAAAGCGUAACCUUUCUGAGAGACUUGGCAAAAGGAAGAUACUGACUGAGGAUGGUUCUGAAGAGCUAGCACAAAAAGUUCAAAAUCCCAGGUCCAUAAGGGAGAGACUCGGUCUGCCUGCAGAAAUUUCCACAGCAGAAAAUGAAAAACCUGUUGGUAAAACGGAAGGUUCUGGAGAAAUCAGAGUGAAAACCUUGGAUGAGAUUCGCAGGGAAAAGGCUGCCAAGAGGGACCUUGUUGAUGGCAAUGGAGACUUUAAAGCUGGUAUUGGUGUUACUGGUCUUAAUAAACCUAUUCAGGCCUCCACUUUCCUAGAGGAAGCAUCUCAAAUUAUUAGGACAGUACGAGUGAAAACAGCCUCUGAGUCACUACUGAAGAAGCAGGGGCAGCUUCCAGAAGAAACUGGAAAAGAUAAUGCAUCCAAAAAGCUUCCUGAAGCCACUGCAAGAAAGGAACAAAAUCUUGGAAUGGGAAAAAACAAGGCAAAAGGUCAAAAGGCAGCUCCUGAUGAAGUUGUAAGUAAGCCAAAGCCACUGGAACAAAUAAGAGUUAAAACUCUUGAAGAGAUACGACGUGAGAAGGCGCUGCGACGACAGGGGAACCAAGAGAGUCUCAUAAUACCUCAAGAGAGUGAGAAGCCAAAGAAUGAGACUCCAUCUAUCCGCAAAAAACUACUGCGAAUCAGCAAACCUACAGAAGCUGUCAAGCCAGAAAAGGCUGAUGUUGAACCAACAGAUACACAAUCAAUGGAUGUUGCUGCCGCCCAAGGAGAGACAAGGGAAAGUAAUCAGUCUGCAAAUGGAAAAGAAUGUCCAAGGUUGCAGAAAGUGCAAGUUAAAAGCUUUGAGGAAAUACUGAAGGAAAAGCGCCUUCGGCAGCUGCAGGAAACUGAUAAAGAGCCAGGUCAAGCCUUGCCGGGAGAAGAGGCGACCACAAAUAAAAUGGACUGUGAAAUCCAGGCUACUGACCAGAAUAAUCAGUCUGCUGCUUCAGAACUAAAACCAAACAAUCAACUUGUAACUGAACAACCAAUCGUUAAGACAGAUGGGAAACUGACCACUGCCAGAAAUGAAAUGGCAGAACAGCCACUUGCUCUGAAAGUAAAACCCAAAUUAAAUGUGAAACCGUCAUUUGUGAAGAAUUCCUGUCCUGUGAGACUCAACCAAAAGCGCAAAUCCCCUGACAGCCAUCCUUCCAGUAUUAUGGCAGUGAAGCCACUCAAUACUGGAACUGCUGAUCUGAUGAAGCAGCCCCCAGCAGGGAAGACCAUUACACCCACAGCAUUGCCAGAGCAGGCAGAAGAGGUAACCUCUCUGACUUUGCAGGUGCCAGAAAGGUCCAAAGAAAGGAAAGUUGAUCUACCUGUGCAGGGCAAGUCGACAAGCAUCUCACAAUCAGAGAUAAAAAAGUUUUCACCUCCCCAAGUGCCUGCUAAAUCUCGGAGGCUGAGCUCAACUGCAUCCAAGUCUGCCACAACUGAGGAUGAUUUUGAAGAGCUGAUGAAAGAAUUCUCAGAUGAUAAACUUGAAGCAGAAAUUGAUCUGGACCCUGGAAAGGAUGAAGAUGACUUGUUACUUGAACUGUCUGAGAUGAUUGACAGUUGAAAAACUUAAGCUUUGUUCAGACCUGCUCAAACAGAUUCAAACUCUGCCUCCGGAAUAAGCAGACAUUAACCAUGGACCUACCUUUUGUAUGCAGUGGGGCUGUGUAAUUUAUAAAGCUGUAAACAAAGCUAUGAUUUACGUACCAUGUACAGUUGGAAACCAUAUCUGUUUUAAGCACGUGCUGGUCUUAUGACCAGCUUAAUUAAUUGAUUAUCACCUUAUGACACUCACCACCUCCCAAAAAAAAAUGCAGGCAAAAGGUUGUGAGAUAUUAACCUGCCUUCAGGUUUACACAGUUUGAAGAAAACCCAGUGAUGAGGCUUAUUAUCAGCUUCAGAUGUUUUUCAGUCAGCAUUGUUGAAAGAGCCUUGCCCAUAUCUUGACGUUCAGCACUAAUAGGUGUGUGCAUUCUUUCCUUUGUAAUGGGUUCAUCCUUAGGCUUGGCUCAUUGGCCUUUCCUUACCUCAUCUGCCAUCAGAAAUGGGGACACAUAAGGUUAAUUCUCUGGGGAUUUCGUUUAUGUGUGGAGCUGUUCCUAACCUAAAGCUAAGUGAAAGUAUUUGGAGCAGCCUAGUUUAUAUUUUUUUAAAAUAAAAACUUUUAGAUUGUACACGUGGGCUUGCAAUUAAGAGUCCUGAUAGUGUAUGCUUUGGAAAAAUGAUUACAAAUUAUUUCACCUGAUGAGAGAAAUUAGGAUUUCAGGACUCCUAAGCAUAUUUUAAAGUGGGAGAAGCUUAGGUCUGCAUAGAGAAUGUUGUUGUAAACUGUCCUAUCUGAUACGGUUCUUGAAAGUUACUGGGACUAUUAUGAUGUUACAUUAAUAGUUGGAGAAACGUGUUUUUAGUUCCCAGCGUGUUCCGACUUGUAUCUGGACAGUUAAUUUGUCACUUUUGCAAAAAAAAAUGGUGUUUACCUCUUUAAUAUAUUGUUUUGUGUCUCUUUUCCCUCUGCCAACUAUAUACAGCCCAUUUGAAUCUGUCAUUAUUGUCUCAAGUUCAUCUUGUACCACCCCACGUGCUUGGGGUCAAGUUGGAAGAGGCUCUGAUCUCAAUGUAUGGGUAUUUGUAGAGAGUACUUGGCAGACCAUUCUGAUCUCUGUCCGUGGACGUAUGUAGCUACUUUGUAUGAUUUGUUGUGUUCACAUCCUGACUGCAGUAUAACAGCAAGUGGAAGAAAGUGUGGUUACUUGGAAAUUUUCUUAAAGAAACAACCAGCAUACAGGAGAUGUUGGGAUAAUAUUGAUAUUUACUUGAGGUGUAGUCUUCUGCAUACAAUCAGUGUUUUGGUUUGGGAAGGUGGCAUAGUCUUUCUUUAACAAAAAAUUGAAACUGUUUGCUGCAAGUUCAGUUACUGAGUUUUGAAGAAGAGUAGAUUCAUUGGGAUGUUCUACUUGGUAUGUAAAGCUGGAAGAUUUGGGGUCUGUAACUUCAACACUUUUGAAGGAUACGACCAGUGAUUUCUCAAGAUGUAGUAAAGCUAUCAGUAAAUAACCAAGUGUCUAAGAAGCUAAACGUCUAUAUCGUAACACUAGGGUUGGUCAGACUAUCUGCUGUUUCCAGGACAGUAUUGAAAGAUAAGUACCCUAAGGACUCCUUAAUGCACAAUCAUCUUGUGUUGAAGUUAGUAUUGUUUAUCCGUAAAGCCUGCUGUAUGCCAAUUGUUUAUAUUGUAUUAAGGGCAUAGCUAAGCUUUUGAUUUUCUGGUCACUACAUGAUGGGCUGAAAGAACAGGAGAAAAUCUGCCCCAACAGGAUGUAUGCUUAUGAACUUCAGAGAUUUGCAAGGAGCAGAGCCAGUUACUUCACUGGUACAGGCCUGUUAAUAUUAAAGCAUUUUUUCCUUGUGUAGAGCUUUUGUUGUCAGAGGUGAGGGAAGACAAAUCGGUUCACUCCAAGGUAAAUGUGUAGUGCCUUAGUUUUAACUAUUUGCUUUCUGCUCAGCAGAAGUAGCUUAAUUUCUAAUGUGUGACUACUUAAUAGUUUCUGCCCCCACUCCCAAUCAAAGCAGCAAAUUACAAAUAAGCAACAAAAACACUGCAGCUCUGGUCUUUGUGCCCCUGAAAUAAUUCUGAAACUAUUCAAAAGGCAGCAGGAACUGCACUGUAGAAAUCAGUGCUGACAUGGUCCUGAACUUGAAAGAAACACAAAACCAGAAUGAAAGCACCAGUGCUGCAGUCUUAAACUCCAGUAGCUAGUUGGUUGUUUUGAAUCAAAGUAGACAUAGAUGCUGGAACUACGAGAAAUAAAUGAAUUAGUUGUGAUCAUGGAGACCACUUUUUUUUCCAUUUGCUACUUACUUGUGUGUUUAAGUUGAUGGACUCCAUUCCUGCCAAAAUGGCUGAUGAGAAAACAGACAUUUUUAAAACAAUUGAAAACCCUACACAUUGUAAAUGCACACGGUUCAGUGAAGUGAAACACAAAUGCAACUUCACGUUCCAGAGCAGUUGCUAUCCUGUAAAAUAGUAGAGGUGCUUCUUCAAAGCAGCCUGUCAAUAUUCUGCAGAGGCAAUGCUAGCUUUCUUUAUGAAACAUUGUAAAAUAUUUUUGUUCAAUUAUGGUCUGCAUUUAGGUUGACGAAUAGAAUUUGUGAGUUUUAGGAUCUAAAGCAGAUGGUCUGUUUCUAAUAUUUCUGUACUUGUGUCCUUUGACUUGUGUACUUUUUCUUCUCAUUGUUCAGAUGUGCAUCCAUGUUGCUGGGUGAUUUUAUUUAUGACUGUGCAGACACUGAAUAUAUAACAUUUUCUUUGUAAUAAAAGGACUAUAUUGUUCACGUUGUGUAA
This is a messenger RNA of Stegostoma tigrinum, 8947 nucleotides long. RefSeq names its product zinc finger CCCH-type containing 11A (gene zc3h11a). The transcript has 18 exons. Bases 3614 to 6169 code for a protein of 851 amino acids. The record is from RefSeq and is a predicted model, not a curated record. NCBI's taxonomy places the organism in Eukaryota, Metazoa, Chordata, Chondrichthyes, Orectolobiformes, Stegostomatidae. Gene Ontology annotation, molecular function: metal ion binding.